CCGCCCGGAGAGAAGAGAAGAGCGGGGAUCGAGAAGAGAAGAGCGAGUCCCGCAGUCUCAUGCGGUGUGGGCCACCCGUAACACCGGAGAUCGGGAAGCGAUCGAACGCGGCGCGGUGAUAAAGCCAAGCGGGGCGGAGGGCCGUGAGGGAGCUAUCCCCAUCGGUAUCGCGGGGAACGGCUUCUGUGGUACCCAGCGGUGGUGGCUGCGGCCAGCGGCGUCGACGGCGACGACGACGACAACAAUAACAACGGCGACAACGACGGCAUUGUCCCGAUUGUCUUAUCCCGUCGCGACGAGACGUGCAGGUGGAAGAGGAAGAUCGUGGAUCCCACAGGAAUGAGACGAUCAUAGGGAAAGGAUAAAAAGAUAGAAGACGGUGGAUGAGCCAAGAGACCAAGAGAGAGAGAGAGAGAAAAAAAGAGAAAGAGAGAAAGAGAGAGCUGCUACGUCGUAUGUACGCGGAUACGCGCCGUGAACGAGGCAGUCCGCGAGCGAAGCCGGAGCGCGGAAGCGGAGAACGGAUAGGCGCAGAAAGAGCAACGAGGACGAGCUGAUAUACGCUCGUACGGAGAAAGGGAGACAAGGACGCGAGUAACGGGCGAGAGAGGAGGAGUUUGCGAGAGCGCGAGCGAACGUGUGAUCCAAAAUGGCGAUCAAUCCGGAGGUUGUGGACCAGUUGACCAAGAGCAAUCCCGUCGUCAGGGUCGACCAGAAUUCCGAGUCCGAUCUCCAGGCACUCUUCGACACCGUCCUGAAGCCCGACUCCAAGCGGCCGUUGCAGGUGCCGCUGCGCAUGCGCAAUCUACCGGAUUCCUUCUUCAAUCCGCCGUCCACCGGCAGCAAGAGCCCCUCGAUCUCGCACUCUCGCGAGAACUCCGCGGAUUCCGCGUUCGGUGUCGCGGUCACCGCGACACCGAACGGCGGCGGCGGCGCCGGCGGUGGCGCAUCCAACGGAGGCGCGAGUGGUAGCGGUAGCGGUGGUGGAGGCGGCGGCGGUGGCGGUAACGCCGCAGGUGCCGCGGGCACCGGGGGCGCGGCGGCCGGCCUCACCGUCUCGCAUCCUCGCGCCCACAGCAGCCCGGCUUCCCUCCAACAGACGUACGCGUCGGCACAGCAGGCGCCGCAACACGCACCGCAGCCGCACGCGCGUCAUCACCAUCAUCAGAAGCAGCGCAGCUACGACGUCAUCAGCACGGUCGACGACCUGGGUCCACUGCCGCACGGAUGGGAACAGGCGCGCACCCCCGAGGGUCAGAUCUACUUCCUUAAUCACAUCACACGCACCACGACAUGGGAGGACCCGCGGAAAACAGCCGCAGCUGCGAGCGUGGCCGCGGUAGCCGCUGCCGCAGUCGAAAGCAACAAACCCAACUCGCUCGGUCCAUUACCUGACGGAUGGGAACAGGCACGCACAGCCGAAGGCGAGGUAUAUUUUAUCAAUCAUCAGAGCCGCACCACCUCCUGGUUCGAUCCGCGAAUUCCCGCGCAUCUCCAAAGAACUCCGGCAUCUGGCGCGAUGUUGCCGCAAAAUUGGCUUCAGCAACCAACUGGCGGCCUUCAAAAUAACCAGAACGCGGUCUGUCAGCAGAAGCUUCGCCUUUACUCGUUGCACCAGGAACGUGAACGCCUGAAGCAGCGGCAGGCUGAAAUCAUGCGUCAGCAAGAAAUGAUGCGACUUAGUAUCACGGAUGCCGCCAUAGAUCCGUUUGUGUCAGGCAUUAACGAACAACACGCGCGCCAGGAGAGCACCGACAGCGGCGUAGGACUCGUUUCUGCAUAUUCCCUGCCUCAUGCCUCAGAAGAUUACGUCAUCGAUGAGAAUAUGGACGGCACGAGCGACGGGGGUGCGCCAAUGGAGACGCCGGAUUUAUCGACCUUGAGCGACAACAUCGAUUCACCAGAUGAUCUUCUGCCAUCGCUUCAGCUGAACGAGGAAUUCAGUACUGAUAUUUUGGACGACGUGCAGUCACUCAUAAAUCCUAACACGACCAAGCCGGAGAACGUGCUGACUUGGCUAUAGGAUUAGAAGUGAUAGCGGUGAUUGCGGUGGAGGUCUGAUCAGUCUUUAAAAGGAUAGGUAUUCAGGUUUUCGAAGUGGAAACUAUUCAAAUCUACGUAGUCUGCGAUGAAGUUAAUUGCAUCAUUGAUGCUUCUCAUUAUUUUUAAUAUCUCUUUAAUCAAUGGUGCAAUUCCUAUUUUUUUUUUAAUUCUGUAGUGGAUUAGACUAUACUAGAUUAUAAGAGUAGAUCUAAGUCCCUUCGAACCUAAACACCUAUUUCUUUCUUUGUUUCUUCUAUUUGGAUUUUUAUAGAAAUAUAUUGCCACAAUAAUAAUCAGGAUACUUUCGAAACAUUUUUUUCUCACUUAAAUUUUUUGUAAUAUACGCGACAUGAAAAAAUAGGAAUUAAAUCCGGACGUUUUACUCGAUAGAUAAUGAUUUUGAACGUUAAGCGAUUUUAAUAUUUCAAAAAUAUCAAAACUAUCUAAACUAUAUAAACAAAAAUAUCAAAAAAUUUCAACAAUCAUGUAUUCAUAUAUGCGUGCAAAUAUUCUAAAUAAUAUAUAAAUAUAUAAGUUUUAUAUUUAAGGAGAGUGUUUAGAUAGUUUAAUAGUAAAGCGCUUAUCUUUUAAAAGAUUAUUUUGUCACUUUGUAUAUGUUAUAAAAAACUUCAAAUAGAAAAAUAUGUCCAUGUAGUAGAAGCAAUGAAAUCAAAGCAAAUUUAAUAUUUUAAUAUUUUGUAGUAUUGUGGUAUGUUUUGAAAGACGAAAAUCCAAA
Molecule: messenger RNA, 2779 nt
Organism: Pogonomyrmex barbatus (red harvester ant)
Lineage: Eukaryota; Metazoa; Arthropoda; Insecta; Hymenoptera; Formicidae
Gene: yki
Product: Transcriptional coactivator yki
Biological process (GO): hippo signaling; positive regulation of transcription by RNA polymerase II
Cellular component (GO): cytoplasm; nucleus
Molecular function (GO): transcription coactivator activity; protein binding
Source: RefSeq, a predicted model, not a curated record